Molecule: messenger RNA, 827 nt
Organism: Stegodyphus dumicola
Lineage: Eukaryota; Metazoa; Arthropoda; Arachnida; Araneae; Eresidae
Product: teneurin-m-like
Biological process (GO): motor neuron axon guidance
Source: RefSeq, a predicted model, not a curated record
GCUGCAAAUGCCUGAGAGGGGUGACGCCGCUGUGAUUCUGAAGAUCCGGAACAAGCUGCUCUAUGGCGAGUCUCGGUUUUAAGCGCAAUCCCAGCUUAGGGGAGGUAAAAAUCCCCCAAAGGGAACCCCAGUCACCGGAACUUAGAAUACCUUGUCCAGUGAAUCUCGUCAAUCAAGAUACCCAUUCCGGUGUUGGUUACCCACAUUGCGAGGAAGACCAUAUCAAUCACAACGCUGACAGGUAUCACGUGACUUACCCGGCGUCGACGCUACCCAAUCGCAGUAUGCUACGUCGACCCCUCUCGGCCAAUCAGUUCGCUCACUCUCACUUCCAGCUAAGGAAGUCGAACUCAAGGCAGUGUAGCUGGAAAUGUACGGCCUUGUCCUUCAUAUUCGUCACCGUAGCUCUUACAGCCGCUCUUGCCUUUUUCCUAAUUUUACUGUCGCCUACGUGGCAACAGGAUGCCAACCAUGCCUGUCCUUUAGUUGAAGAUGUUGAUCUUGUAGUAGAAUCUUCGAAAGCAAAAGUGACAGACGCGCCCGCAUCGUCCAAGCCCAGCAGCAGUGCGACGUCCUUGUCCCCUUCCACAUUGUCCUUCGUGGAGAUCACGCUUGGAAGGCGUUCAGAAUUCCAGGUUGGGCCUUACAGUCACUGGAUAGUCCAGAUGAGGCAGAAGGGGCCAUCGCUAAUACGCUUCAACUACACGUUGCCGCUUGGAGCAAGACUAGGAGUCUUUGGAAGAAGAAACCAGCUACCCACACAUACGCGGUACAAUUUUCUGGAGAUCUUGACGACAGAUGGGGCCAAAAGCCUACGUUCUGAGAAG